AUGGAAGGGGCCACUCCCACUCCCGCUCCCUCAAACACAAGGAUUGCUGUGGUCACCGGCGGGAGCAAAGGGAUCGGGCUGGAGGCGUGCAAGCAGCUGGCAGGCGGCGGCGCCAUCACCGUUGUUCUGACGGCCAGGGAUGAGGCGAGGGGGACGGCGGCGGUCGAGCAGAUCAAACGGCUGGGCCACGCAGAUGUCAUCUUUCAUCAGCUAGACAUCACGGAUGCUUCCAGCAUCGCUCGACUCGCAGAUUUCAUCAAGACCCGUUUCGCGAAGCUUGACAUCCUGGUGAAUAACGCCGCAACUGAUGGGAUUGAGCAUGUCAUUGAUCCAGUUUAUGGCUUAACGCCCGGUGAUGAAACGUUCAAUGGCAUGGAUGCGGGCCAGAGGAUCGAUUGGAUGUGGACCAGCUGCCGGCAGACGUACGAGACUGCGAAACAGGGCCUGCAGACAAACUACUACGGCACAAAGCGGGUGACGGAGGCUCUCCUGCCCCUGCUCCGAUCCUCAUCCGACGGAAGGAUCGUCAACGUCUCCUCCAACUUCGGAUUGCUAAGCGUAAGCAUCAUGCGUGGAUCACCACUGAAGCAGGAGCUGAACGACGUCGACAACCUGACCGAGGAGGGGCUGGACGAGCUGCUGGCCAUGUUCCUGAAGGACUUCGAGAGCGGCGGGGCGGAGGCGCGCGGGUGGCCGGCGGAGUUCUCGGCGUACAAGGUGGCCAAGGCCGCCAUGAACGCCUACUCGAGGAUCCUGGCCAAGAGGCACCCGGAGCUGCGCGUCAACUGCGCGCACCCCGGCUACGUGAAGACGGACAUCACCAGGAACUCCGGGAUCCUGACGCCAGAGGAGGGCGCGCGCAACAUCACGAGCGUUGCGCUGCUGCCGGAAGGCGGGCCCACCGGCAAGUACUUCUCCGAAGGCGAGGAGGCAUCCUUCGUGUGA
Messenger RNA from Triticum turgidum subsp. durum (durum wheat), 945 nucleotides. The record is from the annotation of a GenBank genome assembly. NCBI's taxonomy places the organism in Eukaryota, Viridiplantae, Streptophyta, Magnoliopsida, Poales, Poaceae.